Molecule: messenger RNA, 1290 nt
Organism: Penicillium antarcticum
Lineage: Eukaryota; Fungi; Ascomycota; Eurotiomycetes; Eurotiales; Aspergillaceae
Product: thiolase family protein
Exons: 3
Coding region: 1-1290 (429 amino acids)
Biological process (GO): fatty acid beta-oxidation
Molecular function (GO): acetyl-CoA C-acetyltransferase activity
Source: RefSeq, a predicted model, not a curated record
AUGAUUUCUCCGGGCUUGUCUGCUCGUCUACCAAGGGUCUUCCCCGCAUUCCGUACCCAGAGACACUUCAGCUCCGCACGUCCGACAUGCAAGGAGAUUCAGGAUGCCUACAUCCUGAGUGCAUCUCGGACACCAACUGCCAAGUUCAAUGGUUCAUACGCUUCAGUGUCAGCACCUGAGCUCGGCGCGGUUGCCAUUAAGUCCGCUCUCAGCAAAUCAAAGAUCCCCGUAGAGAAGAUCACAGAUGUUUAUAUGGGUAAUGUUUUGCAGGGCUCCGUGGGUCAGGCUCCCGCACGUCAGGCGUCCAUCUUCGCCGGUUUGCCUUCCACUGUCGAAGCUGUCACUAUCAACAAAGUGUGUGCUUCUGGCCUAAAGGCGGUGGCAAUUGCUGCACAGAACAUUCAGCUGGGUCUGGCAGAGGCACAGGUAGCAGGCGGUAUGGAGAACAUGACUCGUGUCCCAUAUUACAUGGCUCGUGCCAGUCAAUUACCACCUUUCGGCGAGAUCAAGCUAGAGGACGGCUUGAUCAAGGACGGACUGUGGGAUGUGUACAACAAGUUCCACAUGGGCAUCUGCGCGGAGCAGACCGCUAAGAAAUAUGAAAUUUCCCGGGAAGACCAGGAUCAAUAUGCCAUUCAGUCUUACGAGCGAGCCCAGCAGGCAUGGAAGGACAACAAAUUCGCCGAUGAGAUUGCCGCAGUCACUGUCAAGGGUAAGAAGGGCGACACGGUCAUUGAGCGUGACGAAGGAUUCGAGAACUUGCGUGCCGACAAGCUGAAGACACUGAAGCCCGCUUUCCUGCGGGAUGGUACCGGUACCGUGACCGCCGGUAACGCAUCGACAAUGAAUGACGGAGCAUCAGCUCUGAUCCUGGGUAACAAGGAGCUUGCUCGUGCAUAUGGUGCUGGUGGGCGUGCUUUGGCCCGCAUUGUGUCCUCGGCCGAUGCCGCUAUCGACCCUGUAGACUUCCCCGUUGCCCCUGCCAAGGCAGUUCCAAUUGCAUUGGAGCGUGCUGGUAUCACCAAGGACCAGGUCGCGGUGUGGGAAUUCAACGAAGCCUUUGCGGCCGUUAUCAAGGCCAAUGAGAAGAUUCUCGGCUUGCAAAACGCCAAUGUCAACAUGCUUGGAGGUGCUAUCUCCCUCGGCCACGCUCUCGGUAGCUCAGGCUCACGUAUCCUUGUCACCUUGCUCCACCAGUUGCAACCUGGCGAGUACGGCGUGGCUGCUAUCUGUAACGGAGGUGGUGCUGCAACUGCGAUGGUUGUGCAGAAAUUGGAUCGGGUUGAUUAA